Molecule: messenger RNA, 636 nt
Organism: Durusdinium trenchii
Lineage: Eukaryota; Dinophyceae; Suessiales; Symbiodiniaceae
Source: the annotation of a GenBank genome assembly
AUGGAGCAGCUCCUUUCCAAACCGAACGUAGUGUACACGAAGGCAGACCAAUGCCAAUACGGACUCCGUGGAGAAUCUGGCCAACCUCAAAGAAAACGGACUGGUUUCGCCACCAAUAGCCCCGAGAUCGCCAAGGCCCUGAACACUCUAUGCCCUGGCGACCAUCAACAUGAAGUCAUUAUCGGUGGCAAAAAGUCCAAGAAAGCACAGAUUUAUCCGGAAGGUCUUCGGGAAGCCAUCCUCGCGGCCUACUCACGCUCGAUUGGAGCUGAGGACGAUCAGAUCAAGUCGAAAGAGUUCUACCUGGCCCCCCAUGGGAACUACAUGCUGAAGAACCACGAGGUGAGGAUGAUGAAGGAGACCAUGAACCGGAAGGAGAUGAACAACCAAAUGCACCACUACCUCUGGAACGCUGCAGCUCAGGCUUUCAUCGAAGCCGACGCCGACAACGCCCUGCGGAGAGCUAUUUCAUCAGGACCAAGACCGAUCCUCGAUUACGACAUCGGUAUCGAACAAAGGCACCACAGGAAAACCUUCCUCAACCUCCUGCAGCAGAAGAUCCGCGAGAACAAGAUCAUGACGAACUUCCUGCUGAAGAAGGAUCAGGAGAACAACCAGAAGAACACCCCACCAUAG